Messenger RNA from Colletotrichum acutatum, 753 nucleotides. RefSeq lists its product as uncharacterized. The record is from RefSeq and is a predicted model, not a curated record. Bases 322 to 600 code for a protein of 92 amino acids. The transcript has a single exon. NCBI's taxonomy places the organism in Eukaryota, Fungi, Ascomycota, Sordariomycetes, Glomerellales, Glomerellaceae.
AUCCGUGCUCAGUUGUGAGCCGACUUCCACUUGACUCGAAGGAUCUGGAGCUCUGGAAUGAUUUGGAGCGUGAUUUUUCCACCCGCUGUCUUGUGGGCCUUCAGAAGGAUGACAGUAGUCUUGCUGAGCAGAAGUAGGCGAGAAUUGAUAUAUUCGCGUCCUUUCUCUUCGAGCCAGCCCUGAACUUUAACCAGCUGUCUGUGAGUUCUGCGUCGGAUUUCUUCCUGAUUACCGGCUGAUGAAGUAGCAAACCAUUUCAGGAAAGCGGGAGGGCUAUGAAGAAAGUUGAUACAAACACGGAGCACCCUGUCGUCGCCCUGAAUGGCCUUCAAAAUCGGCUUCCGUUCCUUCGCCUUAAUCGGAAAGGUGUCGUCGAUAGCUUUCCUGACAGCAUUCCGCCUUCGAUCUUUUCUUCUUGCUUUUUCGAGGUUUCAGAUGGUUCUGUCAUGGCAUCAAUCUUUCUUCUCUGAGUCUGAUGGCGAAGAUCUGAGGGUGAUGCCCGUUUUCGACCCCUUUCCCUCAUCAUGUAGCCGAUCUGGAAGGAGAGAUAAUCCGAAUAAUCUUCCUCAUCGUCGAAAUCAUCCAUCCUCAGCGGCAUGACAUCCUUCCAAUGAUCACUAAAUCCAGACCAUUGUGGUUGUCCAUGACCAAUCGGCCAUUCAGAAUGAAUCAGAUUGUCAAAAGCCCCCAGACACAGUGCUGACCAAUAUUUUCCAUUGAGUCCUACUGGCGUGAGAGGCAAUUUAGAUUCCA